Candidula unifasciata is the source of this 213-nucleotide messenger RNA. Lineage: Eukaryota; Metazoa; Mollusca; Gastropoda; Stylommatophora; Geomitridae. The record is from the annotation of a GenBank genome assembly.
AUGGCAUCUGUUUAUGAGUUCCAGAUGGCGAUGACCUGUGAAGGCUGUGCAGGUGCUGCUAAACGUGUUUUGGGAAAACUACCUGAAGUGUCAAAUGUUGAAACCAGUGUGGAACAGCAGAGAGUGUUAGUCACAUCCACCCUUUCUCCGGAUCGUCUCUUAGAGACCCUGCAGAAGACAGGCAAGGAGUGUUCCUACAUCGGUGUUAAGUAG